CGGCUAAGCGCCGACUACGUGUCUGCCAUGCGGUCCACUCCCUGAUGUGUCUCUGUUCAACCUCACCUAUCAGCGAUUGCGCAGGGACAGGCACACGGCGAUCUUCCAAUCUGAUAUGCCCAAAGUGCGGGGGUGUCUAUUGGCUUUCCAGAUACUGCGGACCUGACCUUUUUGUUCUUUGUUAGUCACCACGGCAUCGCAUCGGCUUCAACACUUCGCCCGUUGGCAGUAUGCCGAUGCCCUAUUCUUUUUUGCCUGAGUGCUGUUUGUACCUUUCGCAUGGCAUUUACCGUGACUGGCUGCCUGUCUCCGGUCAAAGCGAGUGCUGCCCGGCUGCUUGCAUAAAUAUAAGACGUGGGUUUUCUGGCGUGUGGUAGGAGCCACAACCCUCAUUCUCGUAUUUCUUUGUUCUAUCGUAAUAAAUUAUUUCCACUUUAUAUACCCCAACAAAGAGCGCAUCUAUUAUUAUCGCAAUGUCAGGCCGAACCAUCAACCUCCUAAGCCUCGACGGCGGUGGCGUACGCGGCCUCUCCUCCCUCAUCAUCCUCAAAGAAAUAAUGGAAUCCAUCGAUCGCGAAACCCCCCCAAAACCAUGCGACUACUUCGACUUGAUAGGAGGUAGCGGAUCGGGUGGCUUGAUAGCCAUCAUGCUUGGGCGUCUGGAGAUGGAUAUUGAGGACUGUAUCCACGCGUAUAAAGUGCUGUCGAAGAAUGUGUUUUCGCAGAAGAGGCUGUUGCCGAUCGGGAGUAAUUUGCGGAGUCGGGCGAGGUUUGAUAUUAAGAAGGUGGAGGGGGCGUUGAGGAAGAUCUUGAGGGAGUUGAGCUAUGAGAAGGAUGCUUUGUUGAGGGAUGAGGAUAUGAGUUGCAAAGUAUUCGUCUGCGCUACUGAUGAUUCGAACCGGAAAUUAGUCCAUAUGACGAGUUACGCGAGCAAAUAUAGCUCUACGGAGCUUUUUAAGACGGCCAGGAUCUACGAGGCCGGUGCGGCCUGUUUUGCUCACUCGUCGCUUUUUGAUUCCGUGAGGAUUGGCCCAAGUGGUCGACGGUUUCAUGACAGUUCUCUGGAGGCCAGCAAUCCGAUGAGGGAAGUAUGGAUUGAAGCUAGAGGUGUGUGGCCGUCUGGAUCCUUGGAAAAUCAGUUGAAAUGCAUGGUUUCGAUUGGAACUGGGGAGCCGUCGAUCAAGAGGUCUCGCAGACGGUUGUUUGGUCUGGUCAAAUCGUCGGAAGUUGACAUUGUCGAUCCAGAAAUUGAUACGAAUAGGUUUAUUCAGGAACAUACCGAGCUGGAUGAUGAGAACCGGUUGUUCCGGUUUGAUGUUCCUAAUGGACUGGCGGAUAUUGACCUGGAUAAUGUUGAUGAGAUCGAGACUAUCGUUGAUGCUACGCAAGAUUAUCUCGAGAAGGAGCUUGUAUAUAAGCAGAUACGGAGGUGUGGGAAGGCACUUGGAUGAGUAUGAAGUUGCUUGGUGAAUAAAGGACUAUGGGCUUGGUUGGGUGGCUUUCCAUGUUUAUGAUUCUUACACAUUACGGCAGGCUCUGUGAAGAUUUUGGUGGCGGCGAUUGUCUUUUGAUGUUUGCAUAUAAUACUGAUAUCGUCUACUUGAUUCAUCAUAGAAUUCUUGUGGUAUGUUCGAAAUGAGAUACCUUCAUAAGGCUCUGGAUCAUGGGGGGAUGUCUGUCGGACACGAAAUGAAAAGAAGAAGAGCGAGCAUUUGGAUACCAACGCAGUCUGUGACAGACCUAUCUGAGGAUAUGAUCGAACCAGAUCCAAACGAGAUGCCUAAACUACUUCAAGUAGAAGGCCAUAUCAGCGUUCGG
Molecule: messenger RNA, 1818 nt
Organism: Aspergillus alliaceus
Lineage: Eukaryota; Fungi; Ascomycota; Eurotiomycetes; Eurotiales; Aspergillaceae
Exons: 3
Coding region: 474-1451 (325 amino acids)
Biological process (GO): arachidonate metabolic process
Cellular component (GO): membrane
Source: RefSeq, a predicted model, not a curated record